AUGGAUCCGCCGCCCACCAGGGACAGGGAGGUGCUGGAGCCCGAAACCCGCGCCUUCCCCGACGCCGACGACCCGGAGACCUCUCGAUCGGAAAGCGACGAGGGUAUCCCUCCACCGCCGCCGCCGCCUCCUCUGCGCCAGCAGCUCAUGGGGGCUUGCCGCGCCGACGAACGCCUCAGGCCGCUGCUCACGCUCAACGUCUCCUGCGCCGCAGCGGACGACCGAUUCAUCGCACACCUCGCGCAGCACUUCGAGGUGUCGGAGGUGGGCAUGCUCGCGCGUUGCCUCUGCGUACCCCUCGUCUCCCUGCGCGUUGGCAAGGUUCAGAGGGAAGGGCCCCUCCUCUGCCCAACACACAUUAGAGGGAAGCUGAACCUUGUUCUUCUGCCAUCAUCUAGCAUGCGGCUUACCUUUGUUUGUGAUGAUGGUUAUUCAGAGCAACUAGCUCUCUUGAGCGACGGCUUUGAAUUUUCAGAGGUUGUGGUUGAAGAAAUAUCAGCUGAUAAUUCUGGACGCUCUUUCCUAAUCAGAAUAUCAGAAUCUGAAGUAUUUUACUACUGGUGUGCUGAGAAGUCCAAGGAACAUGGAAUGGAACUUCUUACAAAGAUGAAAAGCCUUUUGGACGGGAGGCCAACACUCUCUGAUCUCACUGGCAUCUCCAAUUCACGACUUGACGCUUUUGCCACUCAUUUACAUGCUUAUCUUCUUGCAUCAAGUAUUGGUGAUGUUAAAUCGUUGGGAUCACUUAAUGACUUUCUGAGUACUUCAAGGUCACUUGAUCAAUAUUUACAGCUCCAAUCAGCUGUUUCCAAAACUUCCAGGUACCGUGCCUCGGCUAUUAGUGCAACUAAAUCAAGCUCUGUCUAUCAAGCCAGCCUAAGUCCGAGAUCUGGCACUUUUAAAGAUGGGGUACCAAGGGCUUCAUGUGCAAGGGUUGUUGGGAGGGACAAACUGAAGCACCGUGCGGAAUGGUCGGCCCCGUUAACUGCUCCGCUUGAUACAAAUCCUUUGACAAUCAACCCUGAUUCUACCAGUGAGAAGUGCGAUGCAGAUUGUUCAAAGAACAAUGUUAGCUCAGUUCCGUUGGACAUGCCUCUUUCAUUUCCCUUGUUGCCGCCUAUUUACUCCCUUGGCACUUGUCCAGCUCCUGAGGUUUCUUUGGAGAAACAGUUUAAGCCUUACUAUUGCUGGUGCCCACCUUGCCCAUCAUCACUGCAAUACACUGUCACCCCUUUGCAUCUGCCAGCUACAUCUGUAGAUCCGCUGCCCCUACCACCUUUGAGUUCGCUGCUAGCAAGUGAACAGCCACCGUCUUCAACAGUUUCUGUAAAGCUGGAUACAACUGAUCUCCCUUCCCUUAAUCUUCCCUCCAUACUGCAUGACCCAUUAAUUCACCUUCCACUCCCCACUUCACCACUUAUACCCCUACAUGGUUCACAGGUUCCAACAUUCACGCCAUUGAUGUCUGAUCCCAUUGUGCAUGUCCCAGUCAUUGAUGUGUGUUCGGCGGGGCAGUCAUAUCUAGUGAGUUGUGGGCCUUCUAUAACUUCAGCAGUUCCCCUGUUCCCGAGCUUGAAGCCUCUGCUGCCAGAAGCAGAAUCGUUAGUCGAGAGAAGCGCAAGGGAAACACUGAUGAGGCUCAUAGCUUCGACACCUCCUGCAAGCAAUCCUCAGCUGGCCAACGUGCUACCUGUGGUCAUUCAUGAUAUGCCUGAAAGUAUAUACCGGGCCAAUAAUGUGAACAAGCAUGUUGAUGUGGGCCCCAAUGACAAAGCAUUUGGUACGUCUUGUGUUGCAGCUGUGUUUGGAAGUGGGACUGCACAAGCUGAGGAUGAAGUUCCAAGCGGAGAUGAUUCACAAGAGCAGUUUGCCGAAUAUGAUGGUACCAGCAAUGAAUGUGAUGUACAGCACUGCCAGAAAAUAUAG
Miscanthus lutarioriparius is the source of this 1926-nucleotide messenger RNA. NCBI's taxonomy places the organism in Eukaryota, Viridiplantae, Streptophyta, Magnoliopsida, Poales, Poaceae. The record is from the annotation of a GenBank genome assembly.